Messenger RNA from Melospiza melodia melodia, 1936 nucleotides. RefSeq names its product SUMO specific peptidase 1 (gene SENP1). Lineage: Eukaryota; Metazoa; Chordata; Aves; Passeriformes; Passerellidae. Gene Ontology annotation, cellular component: nucleus. Gene Ontology annotation, biological process: proteolysis; protein desumoylation. Gene Ontology annotation, molecular function: deSUMOylase activity. Bases 1 to 1794 code for a protein of 597 amino acids. The transcript has 17 exons. The record is from RefSeq and is a predicted model, not a curated record.
AUGGCCCGGGGACAGCGCCACCAUGGCCUGGGGACAGCGCGGGGGCACGGGCUGGGACCGGGGAUUGGCUGCGGGGAGCGCUGUAAUGGGAUCGGGAGUUUCGGCGCCGAGAGCAAGUUUUUCCUCCCCAAACUCAGCAGCUUCUCCUGCCCUGCUGGGAACUCCUCCUGCUCCCUCAGCUACACCCCAGAAAUUCCUGAAAGAUUCCCAGGAGCCAACGGGCAGUGGAGGAGCUCCAAGCCCAGGGGGAGCCGAGGCUCCUUCCUGGAGACCCGUAAAAAUUCCAGGAUUUACAACAAACCUGCGGUGUUUUUCCCUCCUUCCAGCGGGAACCCCAGCACUUUUGGGGGAAAAUCCGCCCUCCAUGGAGCCUCCUUCCCCCUGAAGCCGGCCCCGAGCCCCUCCUGGAGCCGCCGCAGCCCCAAGAAGGCCCCGCGGCGCUUCCUGAGCGCGGCCGAGGAGACGGUGCGGGAGGAGGAGCGGGAGAUUUACCGGCAGCUGCUGCAGAUGGUGACUGGGAAGAGGUUCUCCAGCUGCAAACCCUCCCCGUUGCUCCCCUUCCACCUCUCCCGCUGUCCCCGUUCUGGCCCCUCCCUGCCCCAGGAGGCUCCCAGGGAUGAUCCCGAGACACUGGAAAUUCACAAAGUUCCGGCUCCUGUUCCACAUUCCCCGGAGCCACCCCAGAAUUCCCAAAAUCCCCCCCUGGGCCCCUCUCCAGCGUUUCCUGGGGAGUUCCAGCCCCGGAAUUCUGCGACUCCACACCAGCGGGAGGAAGAGCCAGGAGCUGAGGCACAGAGUGAAGGGUCAGAUUCUGUCAUUUUGCUCAAGGUCAAGGAUUCCAGAACUCCAGCUCCAAGCCUCCCCUUUUUCCAGGCUGAGCUAUGGAUCAAAGAGCUGACCAGUGUCUAUGAUUCCCGAGCCAGAGAGAGGUGGAGGCAAAUAGAGGAGCAGAAAGCUCUGGCCCUGCAGCUCCAGAGCCAGCGGCUGCAGGAGCAGGAGCGCUCGGUGCAGGACCUGGUGGAUCUGCACCUGCGCGUGCCCCUGGAGAAGGAGAUCCCGGUGGCCGUGGGGCCCGAGGGGCUGGAGCGCGCCCGGCCCGGCCAGGGCGACGACGACUUCCCCGAGAUCACCGAGGAAAUGGAGAAGGAAAUCAAGAGCCUUUUCCGAGGAGGGAACCAGGACGAGGUGCUGAGCGAGGCUUUCCGCCUGACCAUCACCAGGAAGGACAUCCAGACCCUCAACAACCUCAACUGGCUCAACGACGAGAUUAUAAAUUUCUACAUGAAUUUGCUGAUGGAAAGGAGCAAGGACAAGGAUUUGCCUGCAGUCCACGCCUUCAACACCUUUUUCUUCACCAAAUUAAAGACUGCAGGGUACCAAGCUGUGAAAAGAUGGACAAAAAAAGUGGAUAUUUUCUCUGUGGAUCUGCUCCUGGUGCCCAUCCACCUGGGAGUGCACUGGUGCCUGGCUGUCGUGGAUUUCAGGAAAAAAACCAUCACCUACUACGAUUCCAUGGGAGGGAUCAACAGUGAGGCCUGCAGGAUCCUGCUGCAGUACCUGAAACAGGAAAGUUUGGAUAAGAAAAGGAAAGAAUUUGACACCAACGGAUGGGCCCUGCUGAGCAAGAAGAGUCAGGAGAUCCCGCAGCAGAUGAACGGCAGCGACUGCGGGAUGUUCGCCUGCCGCUACGCCGAGUGCAUCUCCAAGGACAAACCCAUCAACUUCACUCAGCAACACAUGCCCUACUUCAGGAAGAGGAUGGCCUGGGAAAUCUUGCACAGGAAGCUCCUCUGAUGCCAGAAAAAUCCUGAAAUUCCAAAGAUUUGGAUCAGAAGAAUCCCAGGAUUCUCCUGGGGACGCAGCCAAGGAACUCCGGGUCCUGCUCCUCCCAAAACCCCCCCCGGAUUCGGGGGGAAUAGAAAAGUUUGGAAGCACA